UGCGCUACCUCCAUAGUAAACGUAUGUAGGCCGUAUUGGUAGUGAGGCGAGGGUCUUUGGGGGCCUGUUACCUCCAUCCUCCAGAGUCCAGACACGUCCGAGACGACACAGCGUCUAGAAUGAGGGAAUGGACCUUGCUGUGGUGCUCAUCAACGUGCAUGGUCAGCUGGCAAGUGAAUGGUCUUGCCCUUGUAGCGAAUCGAUUGCGCUGCUACUUGGCCAAAGUAUCUCCCGUCGUCCUGAAUGAUGCCCCUGUGACUGCGGUCAGUCAUCGGGCUCGGUGGGAAGUUGUCCAUGAUCAGGUAUGUUCUCGCUUGUGUCUGUGGAUAGGCCGGAGCGGCAGCAAGCCAAAAUGAGCGCUAGGUAUCGACGAUGCCGAUAUGUCUCGUCAAUGACGUUUUUGUCCCCGAGGAACUCCCCUACCAACGGUGAUGCUCCUGAGAUCUCUG
Canariomyces notabilis is the source of this 449-nucleotide messenger RNA. RefSeq lists its product as uncharacterized. The transcript has a single exon. NCBI's taxonomy places the organism in Eukaryota, Fungi, Ascomycota, Sordariomycetes, Sordariales, Chaetomiaceae. The record is from RefSeq and is a predicted model, not a curated record. The coding region runs from base 120 to 356 and encodes 78 amino acids.